CGGGGAUGAUGAAUCAACGUCGAAAAACCUCCAUACAAUAACCUCCUACCCUCAUAUUCAUCAUUACAAAAGAUCAUGGGAUUACCGAUGGAUUCAAAUCUUGCAGAAAUCCACGUACCAAGUGGACCGACGUCGGUUCAACAAGGACAAUCCUUCGAGGGCCUGUCGCUUCAGCAACUUGUUGCGCGGAAAGACGACCUUGAAGCUGAGUUGAAGGCACUCGGUGCAGUCUUGGAUAGCCAUGGAGUCACCAUGCAAACGAGCCUAACAACCUUCGACGGGUAUCCUCGUUCAGACAUCGACGUGGCACAAGUCCGAGUGACAAGAGCUAGGAUUAUCACACUGCGUAAUGAUUGGAAAGAUCUUAUGGAUAGAAUAGAAAUGGGUUUGCACAAACACCAUGCCGAAUAUCAAGCUUCCGAUGAGUACAAGAAUUCAUUGCUUCAACAAAACCAGCAGCAACAGCCACCGCCGGCUACCUCAACCCGUCCUCAACAGACAUCUUCCGCCCCAGAAACGCCUUUUGCAAAAGUAAAUAGCGUCGAACCCGGCAGUCCUGCGAAUGAGGCAGGUCUAAAAGCCGGUGACCUUAUCAGAAGGUUUGGUUCUGCAGUUUGGUCGAAUCACGAGAGAUUGCGCAAAGUUGGAGAGGUAGUCGGUCAGAAUCUCAAUAGACCUAUACCAGUCAAUGUAUCGAGAGGUGUCGGAGCCGAUACACAAGAGCUGGAACUGAGGUUAACACCAAGACAAAACUGGGGAGGCAGAGGUACUCUUGGAUGUCAUAUUGUCCCUAUCUGACCACACAUGUUAUGUGGAAGAUCCGGAAUGAGUGCAGAUGACGAGCGAAAUCAUGAGUCGGGGAGAGGGCAGACUGGCUGUGUGCUGAGUUCAGAGCAUCAACAGCGAACAGGCUUGGUUAUUCACGCACCAACGGCUAGGUUCAUGUAUGUCAGUCUACAAAAUGGACCUUCGAAACCUCAUGAGGGUGAUGGAAGGUCAGCAGGUACACUGUUGGCUUUGGGCAGCUGCAGUCAUCAAGGCAGCCUAUCCGAACCAAAUCUGGAGCAGGAGAUCUUCACAAUCGACGGAGUGGUGAGAUUGUGCUGUAAAACAUCCAAAACCCUGAGUAUGAAUUAGGUACCACGCAUAGUCGUAUAAUGAUAACGACCUAGGAAAUAAUGAUUGACUUCUGG
Molecule: messenger RNA, 1193 nt
Organism: Exophiala oligosperma
Lineage: Eukaryota; Fungi; Ascomycota; Eurotiomycetes; Chaetothyriales; Herpotrichiellaceae
Exons: 1
Coding region: 76-798 (240 amino acids)
Biological process (GO): proteasome regulatory particle assembly
Cellular component (GO): cytoplasm; nucleus
Molecular function (GO): protein binding
Source: RefSeq, a predicted model, not a curated record